This is a messenger RNA of Athalia rosae (coleseed sawfly), 1345 nucleotides long. Its product is annotated as smoothelin-like protein 1. Gene Ontology annotation, molecular function: protein binding. The transcript is spliced from 8 exons. NCBI's taxonomy places the organism in Eukaryota, Metazoa, Arthropoda, Insecta, Hymenoptera, Athaliidae. The coding region runs from base 359 to 1120 and encodes 253 amino acids. Gene Ontology annotation, cellular component: filamentous actin; microtubule organizing center. Gene Ontology annotation, biological process: actin cytoskeleton organization. The record is from RefSeq and is a predicted model, not a curated record.
UAUCUGUAAUUCCACGCCCCAGUGCGCCUCUUUUAAUUAUUACAAAGUGCUUUGGCGCGUGCAAAAAAAUCACCGCGCACACACCACCAUCGUGAUUAUCUUAAAUAAAACCCAUUCCCUAAAUAAGAUUCACAAUAAUCGCAGUGAUUCAGCCGCAGAGUUAACGAAGAACGCCAACACUUCACGUAUAUACCUUUCCCAAUUGAUGAUAUUCCGAUCAUUGAAAUUGGCCAUUUUUUUUUUUUAACGAUAAAUUUGGAAAAUUUCAAAAAGAACUGAAAAACUACGCUGCUAAAAUUCAACCUCGCGAUACGCUCGUCGCGUUCAUCUCUUUACGCGUCCCUAUCAGCGAGGUAAGAUGUCGGAAACUGAAGUUACGCCUUCAGUACCCGAUUCCGAGGAAGUUUCGGCAGAUACAGAUGAUCAUCCUGAAAAACCAGAGAAUGAAAACGAGGAUGAUAACGGGGAAAAGGAAGAGCUGAAAUCUCCGGAAAGGAAAGAAGAAACGAAACCAACUGAACCAGAAAUUGAAUCUGCUAAAGCGAAUAAUAAGAAAGAAGCGGAUAAGAAAUCGAGCGAUGCUGAAACUCCAAGUUCUGCUGCAGUUAAGACAACGGUCGCGUCCGAACAAAGUAGUAAACCCGCACCUAAGAAGCCCAUGUCGCCAUUUGCUAAGUUUCGUCAACUUGAUCGGCAGAAUAGUGCUCCUCGUACGCCAAGCACACCUAAAUCACCUGGGAAGGACUUUCAAUUUAAGUUCACUGACCCCGUGGUACAAAAUAAUGCCGUCCUCAUAAAGGAAAGACUUUUGGCAUGGUGUCGAGCAAAGACCAAGGAAUAUGAGAACGUUCAACUUGAUAACUUCUCUACAAGCUGGAAUAAUGGACUCGCGUUCUGUGCACUGCUUCAUCAUUUCAGACCUGACGCUUUUGAUUACCAUAGUCUCCGCAAAGAGGAACGUAGGAAGAAUUUCGAAUUGGCUUUUACCAAAGCAGACGAAGUAGCAGGGAUUGCUCCACUGUUGGAUGUUGAAGAUAUGGUGAUAAUGCAAAAACCGGACUGGAAAUGUGUUUUUACUUACGUUCAGUCUAUCUAUCGUCGCUUCAAAGAUGAGGAUUGAUAAUUCUUCUAACUAUCGUUGUUUUGUUAUAAAAUUUUUGUUACUUAUCUUUAUAAACGCAUAUUUUAUUUAUAUACUAUUUUUGUGAUUAAUAACGUGCAAUAGUAUUAUUAACUGCAGGUCUCUAUGCUGAUUUAAAAUGAACUUUAUAAUUUUUAUAUUCCGGGCAUCUAACUCUGUACUGUCAAGAUAUUAUAAUAUAAAUUUGUACGUUUACAAAAGUCA